Pogona vitticeps (central bearded dragon) is the source of this 7691-nucleotide messenger RNA. It is a transcript of the gene PIK3C2A, whose product is annotated as phosphatidylinositol-4-phosphate 3-kinase catalytic subunit type 2 alpha. Gene Ontology annotation, cellular component: plasma membrane; cytoplasm; phosphatidylinositol 3-kinase complex. The record is from RefSeq and is a predicted model, not a curated record. Gene Ontology annotation, molecular function: 1-phosphatidylinositol-3-kinase activity; 1-phosphatidylinositol-4-phosphate 3-kinase activity; phosphatidylinositol binding. NCBI's taxonomy places the organism in Eukaryota, Metazoa, Chordata, Lepidosauria, Squamata, Agamidae. Gene Ontology annotation, biological process: phosphatidylinositol-mediated signaling; phosphatidylinositol-3-phosphate biosynthetic process; cell migration.
UAAUUUCUAAUUUAUUCGCUCAUAUUAUAAUUUUUGUGUAUAUCUGUACGUUUUUAUCUAUGUAUUGGAAGCCGCCUAGAGUGGUCGGAAGACCAGAUGGGCGGGGUAUAAAUAAAAUAAAUAAUAAAAUAAAAGCGCGGGGAAUCCAGUCGCUGCUGGGGGAGAUGGGGCCCAAAGCGGGCGGCAUGGAGUCGCUCAGCAGCCCUUCGUCUCCUCCUCCUCCACAGCCAGGACUCCCUUCCUUGUAGUGGAGCCCUCCUUCUCCCGCAGGGCAUCUUGAGCAACUAGCCCCUCUCAGAGGAAGGCGACCGACGACCAGCAUUGCCUCCUCUUCCUCCUCCUCCCGCUCCGCUCCGCCUCGUCCCGCUUCCCUUCCCUUCCCUCCAGCCGGCCUCUGGACGCCGAGGGCCGGAAGUGAAGGCAGGCGGUCGCCACAGCCCCGACCAGCGCGGGAGCGAAAGAGGCGGGCAAGCCGCCGCCGCUGCCGCCGGAGGAAGGAGAGAACGAAAAGGAGGAGGGCGGGGGGAGGUCGGCUGGCUUCUUGCUCUCCAGUAACUUUCUCCGUGGCGGGGACGGCAGGAAAUGGCCGCAACAGCGAUGCUUGUCUGCUCGGAGCACUUCGGGAUGGAGGCGGCCUGAGUGACCCUGCGAUUGGACAGUCAAAGAUUUUCGGAGGAGGGGACUAGAAUUGUUAAUGGACAUCUGCUUUCACAGUAUGGCCCAGAUAUCCAGCAGCAAUGAAUUCAGACAACGUUCAUCAGCAUCUCUGGACACAGGAAGAGCGAAAGAAGUGGACAAAGAAGAGGCACUGCAAAUGGAAGCUGAGGCCCUGGCUAAGAUGCAAAAGGAAAGAGUGGAAUCUUUUAGACAAAGCACUGAUACUUUAAGCAAAUCCUGGCCAAGUGUACAAACCUGCAGAAAACAGGAGCAUGAUCUCAUGGUGUUUCCUGAAUCUGAUGCCAAGAAAAAGAUGGAUGAUAAGUUAAGUAAAGUUGAUGUAGAUAAACUUACUUGUGCGGAGCUGGAGAAGUUACUGCUAGAGGAAAAUUUUGAAUCCAGCAAACCAGCUGCAUUGUCAGCAACUCCUGUGCUGAGCUCAUCAUUCCCUUCACAGUUUUAUGUUACUCCUGCUGUUCAAAGAGGGCCGUGGGCACCCGCAUUACCUGGGCCUUCUGCUUGUACUGUACCUCCUGUUUACUCAAUGCCUUCUUACAAUAAACAACUUGGAAUCUUCCAAAAUGGCUUCCAUCCAGGUAUGUCCACUUACCAAUCUACAAAGCCUAUUUAUCUUAGUCUUCCAGAGAGGUCCCAGUACAUUUCAUAUGCACUACCAAGUACUACAUCUUUCCAUCCACAAGGACGUUUACCUAUAUAUCAUUCAGCGCUUACACCUGAAAUGGCAAAAGUAUUUGAUAAAAUAGCAAGCACUUCAGAAUUUCAAAAAAAUGGGAGAUCAAGCACUGACUUGGAAGUGACUGGUACUAAAGCUACAGUUAAUUUGACAGCCUCUGAAAACUCCAAUGAUAUCAGUAAAUUUGAGUGGUUGGAUUUGGAUCCUUUAAAUAAACCAAAAGGGGAUGGUAUGGAUAUAUUGUAUACCGCAGAAGAUGGUGGAAAGGUGGCUUGUAGUAGAGUUGUAGAAGAUCCUUGGGAUGCUGUGCUGUUGGAGGACAAAACCCCUGGAAAAUGCCAUCUUGAAAGAAAAGUUAGUGGGAAAUCUACUUCUGGGGCAACAAUUACAAGAAGUCAGUCUUUAAACAUUCGAACUGCUCAGCUUACUAAGUUACAGGGCCAGAUAUCACAGAUAGACAAUGGGACCACUAGCGUGCCAACAGGAAAUACAUUUCUGAAAAAUGUUGAAGGACAAAAUCAAGAACAAGCAGCAUUUUGUGAUGCCAUUGCAAAGUUGAGGACCAAGUUUCCCCAUAGCAAUCAUGAAACAAAUUUAGGCUUUGUGUUGAGUCCAGUCAUGCUGCAAAGAAAUAUCAGUGGAGAGAACACAAGCAUCAAGAUCUCAAUAGAAAUAGAAGGUUUUCAACAGCCAGUAACAUUUACAUGUGAUGCAAGUUCUCCAGUUGAGCUUAUAAUAAUGCAAGCACUCUGCUGGGUGCAUGAUGACUUGAAUGAUGUAGACAUUGGCAGUUAUAUCUUGAAAGUUUGUGGUCAAGAAGAAGUUUUGCAAAAUAAACAUAGUGUAGGAAGCCAUGAAUAUAUUCAGAACUGCCGGAAGUGGGACACAGAGAUUAAAUUACAGCUCCUGACCUGUAAUGUUAUAUGCAAAGAUCUGGCACGAACAGAAGAAGAUGAUAAGAUGCCAAUAGAGUUGACUAAACAUCUCUAUAAUGUGGAAAAGCUUUUCAGGGAGAGCAUUCAAAGUCAUUCUCUUGAAGAGUUGUUAGAAACUUAUCAUAAUGAAGUUGAUAUACUACUAAAAACAGAGCAUAAAGCAGUGGAUCCAGUCAUUAAAGCUGUCAAAAAAAUUUGUUACACAUUGGAUGAGGUAGAGACUCCUGCAAUUACAAUGUGUGUUAAAAAGCUAAGAAGAGCAGUUAAUCUUCCAAGGAAUAAGAGUCCCGAGGUAUCUUCUGAUGAUAUUAACAAGAACGUAGUGAGUUCAUUGCAACUGGAAAAUCCUUUGCAAGUGAGCAUAGAUCAGCUGACCUCAGCUAUCUAUGCUCUUCUUCAGCUCCACCUGAACAUAUGCAACAAGUCUUCCUUAAACACUCCAGAGAGUAAGAGAAGCACAAAAGAAGCAGGGACUGCAACAGAGCACCUCCAAUUCACAAUAUUUGCUGUCCAUGGAAUUCUUAGUAGCUGGGUCUCAGUUUAUGAAAAAUACUAUUUAGUUUGCUCUCUGACUCACAAUGGCAGAGAUCUGUUUAAACCUGUCCAGUCCAAGAAAGUUGGCACAUACAAGAAUUUCUUCUACUUGAUUAAAUGGGAUGAACUAAUAAUUUUCCCUAUCCAGAUCUCUCAGUUGCCAUUAGAAUCUAUUUUAUGCCUUACUCUCUUUGGAAUAUUAAAUCAAAAUAGUGGAAGUUCACCUGAUUCAAAUAAGCAGCGAAAAGGCCCAGAGAUGUUGGGUCAAGUUUCCUUACCUCUUUUUGAUUUUAGACGAAUGUUGACUUGUGGAACUAAACUUUUGCAUCUUUGGACACCUUCCACAAACAUUGUUUCUGGAGUGGGCCAUAAAAAGGGAAAUCUGAUGGAAAGAAUAGUGUUGCAGGUGGACUUCCCUACUUUGCCAUUUGAUAUUAUAUACAAAGCUCCUCAAGCUGCAGACAGUUCUACAUACAAUUCCAUGGAAACAUUGGAAAAGGAUUCAAGAGAGCGUCUUCUUUCCAUUCUUUCCAAAGAAGGUACACUUGGCCUAUCGAGGAAGGAUAAAGCAUUUUUGUGGGAGAAACGACAUUACUGCCAUAUAGUUGUAAAUAGCUUUCCAAAGGUAUUAGCCAGUGCCCCAAACUGGGAUUUGACCAAUCUCCCUGAAAUAUAUUCACUGCUUCAACAGUGGCCUCCCUUGCCUCCUCUGACUGCAUUAGAAUUAUUGAACUCCAAUUUUGCAGAUCAGGAAGUAAGAACAAAAGCAAUGGAGUGGAUUGAGGCAAUAAGUGAUGAUGAACUGGCUGAUAUUCUCCCCCAGUUUGUGCAGGCACUAAAAUAUGAAACCUAUCUGGACAACUCUCUAGUCAGAUUCCUUUUGGCCCGAGCAUUAGGAAAUAUUCGAAUAGCACACUAUUUAUAUUGGUUAUUAAAGGAUACCUUGCAUGAUGUCAAACAUGGUGUAAGGUAUGAGCAGGUCCUUGGUGCCUUCCUUUCAGUCUGUGGCAAACGACUGAGAGAAGAGUUGGAAAAGCAGACAAGAUUGGUUCAGAUCUUGGGAAUGGUUGCAGAAAAAGUGAAGCAAACAAAUGGAUCUGCCAGACAGAUUGUCUUGCAAAGUGGAAUGGAACGUGUUCAAUCCUUUUUCUUAAAAAAUAAAUGUCGUUUGCCUCUCAAUCCAAGCCUUGUAGCUAAAGAACUAAAUGUCAAGGCAUGUUCUUACUUCAGUUCUAAUGCAGUACCUCUUAAAGUGACUCUGGUGAAUGCAGAUCCCUUGGGAGAAGAAAUUAAUGUAAUGUUUAAGGUUGGAGAAGAUCUGCGUCAGGAUAUGUUGGCAUUGCAAAUGAUAAAAAUUAUGGAUAAGGUCUGGUUACAGGAAGGACUUGACCUGCGGAUGGUUAUCUUCAAGUGCCUUUCAACUGGCAAAGACAGAGGAAUGGUAGAGCUUGUUCCAGCUUCAGAUACACUUCGGAAAAUUCAAGUGGAAUAUGGAGUGACAGGGUCCUUUAAAGACAAGCCACUUGCAGAAUGGCUAAGAAAAUACAAUCCUACGGAAGAAGAAUAUGAAAAGGCUUCUGAAAACUUCAUCUAUUCAUGUGCAGGAUGUUGUGUAGCCACCUAUGUCCUUGGUAUCUGUGACCGCCACAAUGACAACAUAAUGCUUCGAAGUACAGGGCACAUGUUCCAUAUUGAUUUUGGAAAGUUUUUGGGCCAUGCACAGAUGUUUGGGAGCUUUAAGAGGGACCGGGCUCCUUUUGUGCUGACGUCGGAUAUGGCCUAUGUUAUCAAUGGUGGUGAAAAGCCUACUAUUCGCUUCCAGUUGUUUGUUGAUCUCUGCUGCCAGGCCUAUAACUUGAUAAGAAAACGAGCCAACCUUUUCCUCAAUCUGCUGUCACUGAUGCUUUCCUCUGGAUUACCAGAACUUAAUGGAAUUCAAGACUUGAAAUAUGUCCAAGAUGCUCUUCAGCCUCAAACCACAGAUGCUGAAGCUACAAUUUUCUUUACAAGGUUGAUUGAAUCCAGUUUGGGAAGUGUUGCUACAAAGUUCAAUUUUUUCAUCCACAAUCUUGCACAGCUGCGUUUUUCCGGCUUGCCGUCCAAUGAUGAGCCCAUCCUUUCUUUUUCUCCUAAAACAUACUCACUUAAACAAGAUGGUCGUAUCAGAGAAGCAUCUGUCUUUACAUACCAUAAGAGAUACAACCCAGAUAAAUAUUACAUCUAUGUUGUCAGAGUUCUAAGAGAAGGGCAAAAUGAGCCCUCUUUCAUUUUUCGGACAUUUGAUGAAUUCCAAGAACUCCACAACAAGCUUGGUAUUCUGUUUCCUCUUUGGAAAUUACCAGGCUUUCCCAAUAAGAUGGUUUUGGGAAGAACUCACAUAAAGGAUGUAGCAGCUAAGAGGAAAGUCGAGCUGAACAGUUACAUACAAAGUUUAAUGAAUGCAUCAACAGAUGUAUCAGAGUGUGAUCUUGUCUAUACUUUCUUCCAUCCUUUACUUCGUGAUGAAAAAGCUGAAGGAAUUGAUGGAAUAGCUAAGAGUACAGAUGUAAGCCCUUCAAGUCCAACCUCAGGCAAAGUUGGAGGAGAAGUGAAAUUGUCCAUCUCCUAUCGAAACAGCACUCUGUUUAUCAUGGUGAUGCACAUUAAAGAUCUGGUUACAGAUGAUGGUGCAGACCCAAAUCCAUAUGUGAAAACAUACCUGCUUCCAGAUGUACAUAAAACAUCUAAACGGAAGACCAAAAUAUCCCGAAAGACUAGAAAUCCAACUUUCAAUGAAAUGCUUGUGUACAGUGGCUAUAGCAAAGAGACUUUGAAGCAAAGGGAACUGCAGCUGAGUGUCCUCAGUGCUGAAUCGCUACGUGAGAACUUCUUCCUGGGUGGUAUCACUCUUCCCUUAAAGGAUUUUAACUUGAACAAGGAGACUGUCAACUGGUACCGGCUUGCUGCUGUACCAUAUUUGUGAACCCGACAGCUUGCAAAAGCAAAAAUGACAGAAUUCAGUGAUCUUGUGUUUGGUCACCUUUUCCUACUUGAAGAUAAGACAUACACUCUCGCAUAAAGCACUGAAGCUCGCAGAUUAUGGUUGGACCAGCCUUCGCAAGAUUUUAAAUAGGACUUCUGGCAUCCCAUCUCUGCUAAUGCUUCUAUCCAAGCAGUGAUGUAAAUGAAUUGUAUAAAUUGAAAACUUGUGGAUAAUCAUAUUCUAAACUAUGCCUAGAUGUUCCAAAUGAAAUCUGAAGGUUUUUUUUCAUAAAUUCAGUUCAGCCACAUUUGAAGUGCUUGAUUUGUUUUUCAACUCUGCUGUCAUGAGAAACAGCACCAUGUUGGGGAAAAUCAAGGUUUAAAAAGACUGUUAGAAGGGAGGACUGAGUAGACAGCUGGAGAAAAGUGCUUAUUGCAUUUAGCUCUAAGACCUCUUUGAAGCUGUUUCAGAAUGAGUGCCAAUACUGGACAUUAUAAAUAAUGGUGCCUUAUUUUUUCAUUCACCUGCUACUUAUACCUCGUAUCUGAUAUUUAAAAGCAUUUAUCACUGCUAACAAGCUUUUUUAGCCAAUCAUUUAAAAAAGAAUGUUUAUUCAGCUUCCUCUAUGUACUUCAAAAUGUUUCACCUUGGAUGCUUAUCUGGCUUACUUUGACUCUUCCUGUAUGUUCUUAAAUAAUAACUUCAUGGAUUGUAUAUAUUAUACAACAUUCAAGUGAUUUUUAUGUCAUGUUUGGCUACAGAGCACAUACUUUUCUAGAAAGUAGAUAUUGUGGAUUAUGAAUUAUUUGCUAGGGAUUUUGUGUUCAAUUUCCAGGUCACAUGCAACAGUCCCACACAAAUCACUAUGCCCAUUAAGCUGAACAGGGAUAACACAUUUACUUUGAAGAGUAGAUAGCUAUAGUGUCGGUUGAUGAUUGAGAAUAUGUUGCACUAUGGACAUUGGGGGGAGGGGAAGAGAUUGAGACACAGACAGCCUGAGCUAGAUUAAAGUUACAUAAUUCCAUGAGCACUAAGAUUAAUCCACCAAGCAUCCAAAUUUGCUUCAGUGGAAGCAAAUUGACUUGAACUUGCUAAAAUGGGUAGAAGUUGUCCUACACCAGCAAUUACUAGAUUAUACCUUAAAUCCACUGAUUUAACGUUCUGACAUUUUAUAUGUCUGGGACACUUGGGAAUAGCUGUCUAUAAAUGUAAUUUGCUAACUUCAAUAAAAAAUAAGAUGAUGUAGGAAGGGCAUUUAAAAAUUGCACAAAAUGUUUAAUGCUGAAUUCCAAAUAUUUUGAAUAAAGAUGUCAGGAAUACAGAGUUUUAGCUGCCCUUAAAAUAAUGCAAUAAUAGACAAGGAUGUGGUAGAUGAUGACAAUCGUUAUUGCAUAGCUAAAUUAAAAUGUCCUUCAAAGUAUAAGGAAUACCUUGCUGUCAAACACAGCACAACAAAGUGCAAGGGGAACAUUGACAUCACCUUCCUAAAAUGUUCAUGGUCCAACUGUAUAGUAAAACCUUGGAAUAUUUCUCAGUGUUAAAACUGUCUUGUGGCCAAUCGAAGCAAUUUCCUUAGCUAUAAUAUGUUCAGAAUCUAAGUGAUAGCCUAUAUAGCUAAAUAGAAUAAACUAAUAAGAUUGCAUUUUCUGCUGACUUGGUGCUUUUUAAAAUGCAUUCCAUUCCAUUAAGAGAACCACAAGUCAAUUUACACACAGAAGAGGCGGCUUCUGUUUUUGUCAAAUGUUCCAUUACCAGAAAGCAAUAUGUAGUGUUUUUGUUUUUUUGGUUGGUUACUAAAGCACAGUAUUGUUACAGCACAACACCUUCAGUGAUUUGCAGUUGCAGCUCUUGGCUAGAUGUUGGUUAGAGUACGCCCUGGACUUUAUGGCCGCAUUUGCCAGUCUCCUAG